AUGGAAGUUAAAAAUAUUGAUAACCCUUAUCCAGUUUUUAAGAAACCACAAUAAAUUUAAGAAACAUAAAAAGCAUUAGAAUUAAUAAAAACUAUGAACGGUUUUUCAGAUAAAAUAAUGUAACAUCCUGAUAAAAUUGAAUAAAUAGAGUUGGUUUUAGAAGAAUUAGAUAGAAUGUUAGUUGGUCUUUAAAAUUUAUAAUAGUUAAAAUAACUUUGGAUAGCAGGAAAUUAAAUAGAAGACAUAAGAAUAAAUUUAGAUAAACUAUAAAAUUUGAAUGAUUUAAAUAUUUCAGGUAAUAAAAUUUGUUCUUUUAAGGAAGCUUUGAACUUAAAUCGUUUACCAAAUUUAAAAUAAUUAAGCUUUUAUGAUCCACAUUUUGGAGAAAAUCCCAUAUGCAAUUUAUGCAAUUAUUAAACUUAUGUCCUUUAUCAUCUAAGAAACAUAACAAAAUUAGAUACUCUUUUUAUUUCUGAAGAGGCUAAGUCUUUCGCCGAAGCAACGUUUAUGAAGAAAAAAAUGUAUUAUAACAUGAGAAUUAAAACUAUGUAGAGAAGCUUUUCUACUUUAGGAAAGCUUAUAAGAAAAGCUAUGAAGAUAAAAUUAGACUCUUAUAAUGAAGAUAUAGCGAAUAUUUAAUUGAAAUUAUGGUAAUUGCAAAGCUAAUUUAAUAAUUUAAAGGAAGACAUAGAAAUAUAAAAAUACUAAACAAUGAAAACGGAAAAGCUAGAAGAAAUAGGAAAUUUAGAGCAAAUAUACGAAGAAAUGAAGAGAAAAUUAUACGAGAACUCAUCUUUAUGUAUUCAUAAAUUAAUAACAGAGUUAGAAACAGGAGGCAAUAUUCGUUUAGAAGAAGGAAAAAGUAACGAAAAGUGGUAUAUAAGUUGUGAAGAUUUAAUAAAAUCAAGAUUUAAUGCUGAUGAUAUGAUAGGAUAUGGUAUAUAGGAUUUAUAAAUAAAAAGAGUAGUGAGAAUUCAUAAUAGGUUUUUAAGAAAUAAAUUUGAGGAAAAAAUGGAAUCUUUAGUAGAUAUUUCGAAUUCUAAUUAUAAGAAAAAUUUAGAGUAUCUGUUUUAUGGAAUUGACCCAAACGCUCCUUAAGAAAUAUAUCAUGUAAUCGAAGAAGGGUUUCGACCUUUUUCUGAGUGCAAAUAAUUAGGACUUUGUGGAUAUACGCCACUUGUUAAUAAUAUAUUAGGGGCUGAUAGUGCGAGAUUGAUGAGUUUUUUGAAAAAAAGUGCUACUAAUUUAUAAAAAUAGGCCUUUAUGAAAAAAAAAUUUAAACAUAAUUUUAAUGUGUUUCCCCCUGGAUUGUUACUUAUUUGUAAAGUAUUAAUGAUAAAAAGUGUUUAGGAUACUAAAUAGCCCUUUUUUGACCAUGAUUAGGCGCCUUCAGAUAUUUUUAAAAACUAUCCCAUUGAUAAUACGUUGGUUUAGGAGGAAAAUGCGGUAUUUAGGACUAAGGAAAAUGAUAAUAAACAUAAAUUAUGGUUUGUUAUUGAUAAUAAUUUAGUUUUACCUGAGUAUCUUGUGGAAUAUAAUUACAUUCUUAAAACUGAAAAUUAAAAUAAAAUUGCGGAUUUCGGGCCAAAUAAUUUAGGAGUAUUAGAUAAUCCAGAUGAUGAGUUUAUUUCUCCGAAAAAUUUUCAUGUUUAUAAAAAUGAACUUAACAAUAUUUAUAAUGCACUCUGUGAAGAAAUUAAUAAUUAUUAAUUCGAAAAUAUAGAAGAUCUUAAACACCCUAAUCUAGAAAUUAAAGCAUAAGAUCUUGAUAGGGCUGAUAUUUCUUUAAUAAAAAUCCCUUUACUUAAUUAUUUUAAAUUUUGUCUUUCUAGAUCUUUCUUAUAUGAACUUAAUCCUAAUAUUUUAACUGAAGCUAAUGAAAUUUCUUUGAACGAGGAAAAAUAACAAAUGAAAUGA
Molecule: messenger RNA, 1917 nt
Organism: Ichthyophthirius multifiliis
Lineage: Eukaryota; Ciliophora; Oligohymenophorea; Hymenostomatida
Product: leucine rich repeat protein
Exons: 5
Cellular component (GO): cytoplasm
Molecular function (GO): protein kinase binding
Source: RefSeq, a predicted model, not a curated record